AGGUCUCGGCAUCCGACGACCCACGCCAAAAAAACAAAACAGAAAACGAGCGGUUAGGAACAGAGAAAGCAGAGGAUCCCUUCGCUCCUUCCCUUCCCCUCCACUCCUCGCUCUCCUUAGACCUCACCUCUCCUCUCCUUCAGGGAGAGAUCGAGGGGAACUGCUCAGUCUCUCCGCCAUUUGUUCUGUUUCUCUUCCUCCGAUCCAUAUCCCAAGAGUCUGAAGAGAGAUAUGGGGGUUUACAAGCUCAUCAAGAGCGAUGACGGCGUGGCGGCCGCUCCAUCAGCCGAGCCCAACAAGCUCGUCGUCGACGACGUGCUGUUGUCUCAGCACAGGGAUAUCGAGGCCGGCGGCAAGCACAGCCAUGGAGCCCCGCCAGAAAAGGAGGCCUCCGCUUCCGGGAAACGCGGGCAGCGCCUCGUAUCGCUUGACGUCUUCCGAGGACUCACCGUCGCGCUGAUGAUAUUCGUAGACGAAGCUGGAUCAUUUUUUCCUGCGAUCAAUCAUUCUCCUUGGGAUGGUGUGGCCCUUGCUGAUUUUGUCAUGCCAUUUUUCUUGUUUAUAGUUGGAGUUGCACUUGCACUUACAUACAAGAGAGUCACAAACCAAGCCGUAGCAACUUGGAAAGCAUUACUUCGAGCACUGAAGCUCUUUGUUGUAGGUCUCGUUGUUCAAGGUGGCUAUUUCCAUGGUCUUCACAAUUUAACUUAUGGAGUUGAUAUUUUGAGUAUUAGAUGGAUGGGCGUACUACAGAGGAUAGCGAUGGCCUAUCUGUUAGUUGCAAUAUGCGAAAUCUGGCUUAAAAGUGACGAUGUUGUUGAUUCUGGAUAUUCCUUGGUCAGGCGAUACCGAUUGCAAUUGCUGGUGGGUUUGAUUCUUACGAUCAUGUACAUGGUUCUUCUCUAUGGUUCGUAUGUUCCUGAUUGGGAGUACCAGAUUCCAGGGCCAGGCUCCACGCCAAAGACCUUAUCAGUGAAAUGCGGAGUGAGGGGUGACACAGGACCUGCCUGCAAUGCCGUGGGAAUGACCGACCGCCAAAUUUUUGGCAUCCGACAUCUACAUAGACGUCCUGUUUAUGAAAGGACAAAGCAAUGCAGCAUAAACUCACCAGCUAGUGGCCCACUACCACCUGAUGCUCCUUCAUGGUGCCAAGCUCCUUUUGAUCCUGAAGGAUUACUUAGUUCUGUGAUGGCAAUCGUGACUUGCUUGAUCGGUUUGCAAUUCGGACAUGUUAUCAUACAUUUUAAGGAUCACAAGGACAGAAUCGUUCAAUGGUUGAUUCCUUCCUUUUGUCUGUUGGCCUUGGCCUUCUCAUUGGACUUCUUUGGAAUGCGUAUGAACAAGGCUCUGUACACAUUAAGUUAUACGUGUGCCACUGCUGGAGCUGCUGGGAUGCUCUUUACUGGAGUAUAUGUGCUGGUUGAUGUCGGUGGCUAUAGGAGGCCAACCUCAGCUAUGGAAUGGUUGGGGAUGCAUGCGCUUAUGAUCUACAUUCUAAUUGGCUGCAACGUCUUCCCAGUUCUUAUCCAGGGAUUCUACUGGAGGGAGCCUCAGAACAAUCUUUUCAAGGUCAUUGGCAUUUCCUAGACCUCCUCAAUAAUUGACGAAGGAAUCAGAUUGCUGCCACAUUCUGUCGAGGAUCGUGAUCUGGCUUCUAACCCUCGUCUUCACCAAAGUAAAAGCUAUCUCAAGCGUCUAAUGCUUGGGAAACAAGACUCUAGAUGUUGUAGGCUCUGCUGUGAUGAGCACAGAGGUCCAUCCAACAGUGCCCUUUUCUGAGCCUAUUAUGUGGCGCUUGAUAACUCGAGUUGCAGACUACCAAGUUUUGUCAUGUAGUACCACCAGUUCUGGCGCUGACCAAUUUCAUGCAGUGCAUGCUGUAUACACAGUAAAACCAGAUGUUUACUAUUGAUAGAGAUCUACGUGGACGAAAUUAUUAAUGUUA
Molecule: messenger RNA, 1945 nt
Organism: Musa acuminata AAA Group (dessert banana)
Lineage: Eukaryota; Viridiplantae; Streptophyta; Magnoliopsida; Zingiberales; Musaceae
Exons: 13
Coding region: 232-1587 (451 amino acids)
Source: RefSeq, a predicted model, not a curated record